GUGGCUGAUCCCCACAUGACCUGGAGCUUAAACCCUGUUGCCACUCAGAGGACAGUAAUCAGGAUGCAGCGGCCAGCCACUGAAGAGGCGACGGUAGAUGUCAAGUUUACGGAUCUACCCAACGCCCUGAUCGCCUGCAAAGUACCGGAGGAUCUGUUCAAAGAAGACACACUGAAGGGCAGCUUUGAGGCCUUGUUCCGUUCCUUCGAGCCGGAGGUGCAGUUCCAGUACUUCAAAUCUUUCCGCAGAGUGAGGAUCAGCUUCAGCGAUGCUCUGGCUGCAGCUGAGGCCAGACUGCGACUCCACAAGACCGACUUCAAGGGCAAAGAGAUGAGACUUUACUUCGCUCAGUCUGUCCACAUAGGCAGUCCUCGGCUGGAGCCCCCCAAGCCGGAUAAGCAGUUCCUGAUCUCGCCCCCUGCCUCCCCCCCGGUGGGCUGGGAGCAGUCUAAGGAUGCCAUGCCCGUCGUCAACUACGACCUGCUGUGUGCCAUCUCCAAGCUGGGACCAGGGGACAAGUACGAGCUCCACACUGCCACCCCCACCCCCAGUGUCGUCAUCCACGUCUGCGAUGACGAGCGAGGCGACAGCUCCGCUCCCGACGACAGUGAUCAAGACGACAAACCCCGCCCCCUGCGGCCGAAGAUCAUCCAGACACGGCGCCCCGACUUCACGCCCGGAGUGGAGCAGUGAGAAGAGACAUUUCAUCAUGAAGCGAUCGGUGGAGAGCGGAACACGCUCUGAGCUUUGAGAAAGGGUUCAGGACCCGAGGGUGCCGCCAUGUCCCGUAGACGAGCAUUUCAUAAGACGGACUGGAAACUUAGUGUCCAUUGCUGCGUUCACGUCCCGUGGGAAAGACGGGAGAUAUGAACUUCCUAGUGGAAAACACUGCUCACUUUAGCCAUCAGGUCAUCUGUACUGCUUGUGAGGAGUAAAGAUGGAACUAAAGGAAAUAUUAGUGUUGAACUGUAGGAAAAAAUGUAUAACCAUGUUUUGAUCGUAGUGCAAUGGAGGGAGAUUUUUCAGUGAUGUUUUGCAAAAAGACCUGAAAUGUACCAUGACUUAUUUUGUGUGUUUGUGAGAUUAAGCUGGCCAGGUUCAAAUAAAGUGUGUACAAGACCUUCACAGGGAUGUGGAUGUUGGUUAUUCCCCCAUAACAUGAAUGCGGCAUCAUUCUGGUAGGUCAUGUUUGUAUUUUUUUAUUGUGUAUAAUUGAUCACAUUAUCUUUAGUUAUUGUCAAUGGCUACAGCUACUUAUUAAUCAAUGUUGGUGUCAUAUUUUCCUCUCCAGGAUCUUUAUUCAGGCUGAUUUGUGAAGCUGUCUCGCAUUACAGCGGCAGCUGCAUUCAUCUUCAUUUACAUUAUUGAUUUACAAUUAAAAAACAAUUCAAGUUCA
Messenger RNA from Gymnodraco acuticeps, 1396 nucleotides. RefSeq names its product calcipressin-1-like. Gene Ontology annotation, biological process: calcium-mediated signaling. Gene Ontology annotation, cellular component: cytoplasm; nucleus. Gene Ontology annotation, molecular function: calcium-dependent protein serine/threonine phosphatase regulator activity; nucleic acid binding. Lineage: Eukaryota; Metazoa; Chordata; Actinopteri; Perciformes; Bathydraconidae. The record is from RefSeq and is a predicted model, not a curated record.